AUGCCCGCACCCUUGAAUCUGGACGCCAAAUACAUUGAUGCUCUGAUCCAGGCCAUCCUCGACCGCCAUUCCGUCUUGUUGGAAGGCAACGAGAGUCGUCGACUCGACAGAAAUCGUCAACGAAGUCAGGCAUGGGAAGAAGUCAGAAGCAUCGUCCAGCCAAUGACCGACCGACCGUUGACGGUCGAAGCCGUCAAAAGUGCCUUCAAGCAUAGACAGAUGAAGAUCAAGCGGAUUCUGCAAACAGCCAAAGAGUAAGUCAACUGUGUUUGCUAGAAUUAUUAUUUAUUAAUUUCAAAAUGACCCUUCCGCCUUAUCGUAAAGUGCUUCGAACUUUUCUAAUACCUUUCAUAGUAAUAUUUUUAUAAAAACAUAAUUAAUAUAACCUCUUCAGUGAUGACAGCGACUCCAACUGGCAACGUCUGCCUGAACUCAGUGGGUUAAGUCAAGCAGAAACUCGCCUCUUCCAUUACCUGUCCAAUUCCCAGCAAAACAAAGAAGAUGCCGAUGGUACUGUGGAGGACGACAACAAGGGGUACGCGCUGAAUUCGUCAGCUAUCCUCAGAAGUCUUCUGGCAUUAGACGAGAAUGAAAAUCGACUUCAGAAACGCAAAUUGGAAGCUGAUGAAUCCUCCGAAUGUAGCAGUAAAACGCCAAGAUACGAAAGCAACUCUCUGAUGGAUCUACUCACCAAAAACGUAAGUUAAAUAGCUAUAUGUAAACCAUAAUUAGAUGUGUUCAUAGGUUAAGUUUAAUGCCUGAACACUCCUUAAAGUUAUGAUGUUCUCCUUGCAUAUAUUAAUGUAAUAUUAUAAUUCAGUCGCCCGGAUCUUCGAACGAGGACUCGAACAACGAGAACGCCGAACUAAAGGAGGACGAGGCUGGGAGCGACACAUCCGAGAAGGAGUUCCUCGCCAGCCUCAACAUUCCCCACCUGACGACGGCGUUGGAAGUGUCGGCCACCCCGAUCAACUACGCCUCCUCCAACCACAGUGAUCAGGAUAACGUCGUGCCAGAGGCCGUGAUUAACGCUGUGGUCGAUCGGAAGGCUGUGUUACUCGAAGAUAACAUGAGUCGGAAGGCGUGUCGCAAUAAACAAAGGUGCGACGCCUGGGAAGAGGUGCGACAGGUCGCGGAGAACGCAUCGACCAGCGGGAGCGUGACAUUGGACAUGGUGAAGGGGAUCUUCAAGUACAGGCAGAUGAAGAUACGAAGGAUCUAUGAGGAGCAUCAGAAGUAAGUGAUAUGAGGAUAAAUUAUACAGUGCUACCAAUAAAGUCAGCGCUUUUUAUUAUGAAUUACUUUGUUAACUCGUACAUUUUCAGUAAAAACCUCGACAUUAGCAAGUACAACUUAUCAGAGGCGGAGCAACGCCUGUUCAACUGGUACUGCACAUAUCAACCACCUACACAUCACCGAUCGUCUAACCAUUCCGACCCCCAGUCUUCUGAUAUGAUUCAAUCAGAACGAACCAAGACUCCAGAAGUCAACACCUUCGACUCCAGCCUUCUCAACUUCUUGAACCCACCCCCUACCAUGCCUGACGUCAGCAUCCUGCACUUACAGAAGGAAGUACUACAGGUAUGUUAUUUCUUUACUGUGGUAAAGCAUUGUUAUUGUACUACCGUCUCAAGGUGACAUAUGGUACAAUCUUAGCCUUAAUAUUUACUAUAGUAUAUGUCGUAUUAUAUAUUCCAUGGCCUUCUGUCGUAUAUCUCUUCGCACUCAACUACCUACGCCAUUAUUUAUUUAUGGAUUAAUGUUGCAGUAUAUAAAUUCACCUGUUCCAGACUCAGAAGGAGUUGUUCGUGGAGCAAACCAAAAUGUGUCAAGCUGUUGUUAACACCCUCAAUGGCUUCGUCAGCUGGUUGGGGAAGAACCAGCUAAACCAAUGUAAAAACUGCAACUCAGGGAAGUAG
Bursaphelenchus okinawaensis is the source of this 1919-nucleotide messenger RNA. Lineage: Eukaryota; Metazoa; Nematoda; Chromadorea; Rhabditida; Aphelenchoididae. The record is from the annotation of a GenBank genome assembly.